Messenger RNA from Salvelinus sp. IW2-2015, 1530 nucleotides. RefSeq names its product ras-specific guanine nucleotide-releasing factor RalGPS1-like. The record is from RefSeq and is a predicted model, not a curated record. Gene Ontology annotation, molecular function: guanyl-nucleotide exchange factor activity. Lineage: Eukaryota; Metazoa; Chordata; Actinopteri; Salmoniformes; Salmonidae. Gene Ontology annotation, biological process: positive regulation of GTPase activity; Ras protein signal transduction. Gene Ontology annotation, cellular component: plasma membrane.
GGCAGCAGUGAAAGCUCAUUCGGCGAGGAACUCUCGCCAGGGAUGGAAAGGGGACGCAUGUAUGCCACACUGGGUCCCAACUGGAAGGUCCCUCUACGUAAUUCACCCCGGAGCCGCAGCUAUGUUUACAGCCCCUCAGGUGCCAACCCGUGCCACGGGUGCAGCGAGGUGGGCAGUGUUACUAUCGAGGGGCCCCUUCGGAGGAAGACCCUGCUGAAAGAGGGCCGAAAACCCAAGUUGUCAUCGUGGACACGCUUUUGGAUCACUCUCUCUGGUUCGACGCUGACGUUCUACGGGGCCAAGGCCUUGAGGGCCUCCGAGAGGAAGCAUUACAAAUCUUCAGCCUGUAAGAAGGUGUGUGUAACGGGCUGGAUGGUGGUCCUGCCUGACGACCCGGCUAGACCGAACAUCUUCCACCUCAACGACCCGGAUAAAGGUAAUGUUUACAAGUUCCAGACGGGAUCCAGAUUCUCUGCGAUCAUCUGGCACAAAAACCUGGAGGAGGCUUGCAGGAGCUGUAGACCUCAGAUACCAACCAACCUAAUGUCAUUUGAGUAGUGGACAACCAGUCAGCUUGCCCAGUGGGGAGUUAGUGCCAAGCCCAUUUCUAUGYGAGUCUAACAAACUCUGAUAAAAUGGUGGAACGGAGGAAUUGAUUGGAAUCCUAAGAAGUGAGGGGUGAGGAAGUGUGUCCUGUGUCCGAUUCUACAGACUGGAGCAGAUGCUCUUUACCACUGGACACACACACACAGCAGCGUUUUAGCCAAGGACUACAUGCGAUGUCUCUCUUUCCAGAGAAAGGAAAAACACAUAUUUAAGCCCUUGUUUCGUGUCAAAGCUUUCUCGCUUGUCGUCGUUUGUUCUGCUGCUAUAAACGUGUGAGCAAGCUCAUAUUUCUUUGGCCCAUGUUGGGUUUUGCUUAGAAGAAAGGAUUAAAAAAAAAUACCUGUAAAUGCACAAAGAAGACUGACAGUGUUAAGAGACUGUGAGAAGUAGGCUCGGGGACCAGUGACUUGGGCCCUUGGAGAUCAGCACUGCCAUUGCCCCCUUAACUAUUUCAGACAAUGUUUCAGACCACUGUUGACUGGACACCUUGCAAAACACACGCUAGACUGAUGCUCAUCGUCGACCCUGGUCCUUGCAAAACACACGCUAGAUUGAUGCUCAUCGUCCACCCUGGUCCUUGCAUCAUGCAGCCGGACUGAUACUCAUCGUCGACCCUGGUCCUUGCGUCAUGCAGUGGACUAUACAGCAGAAGUCAUGACUCUUUGAGUUUUCAAAUAAGGGAGAAAGGACUUGGCUUUCUAAAUAACUAGUUAUUUAACAUACAAAGUCUCAGCCAAACCUGAACCCCCCCCCCCCUGCUCUGUCAGACCAUACUAUUUAUUAUAGCCAUACAAACAAUGUCUGCCGAUUUAAAGACCAAUUUUUUUAAACUCCAAGUAGGUUGAGAAAGAAAAGUCUUUAUUGGUUCGGAUGAGAUGACAAAUGGUGAUAGACUUUUCUACCAGUCAGAAAUGAAACAAACAC